AUGAUAGUUAAGCAAGCAAAGCAAAUAACAUUUUUAAAGCCUAAGUGUUCUUCAUUAUCAUUAUCUCCAUUACUUGCUUUUCUUGAUCCAUAUUCAUAUGUAUUAGUAUUAAAUGUUGGUUCAAUUGGUACACGUAUUCAUAUUUAUGAAUUUCGUGCGACAACUGAUAAUGAAAAUGGUGAUACAUUUGUUUUAAAAGAUGAAAUAUUUCGAGAACGUAAAUCUGGUUUAUCAUCAUUUGCUGAUCAUGUUUAUAAAAGUGAAGAACAAAUAAAUGAUUUAUUAAAAAUAGCUGAUCAAGAAGUUAGUCGUUUUAAACAUCGAAAUACACCAUUAGUUUUACGUGCUACAGCUGGUUUAAGAUUAUUAAAUGAAACAAAAGAAAAACUUUUAUUAGAAGGUGUUUCAAAUAGAUUUGGUAAAUAUGGAUUUUAUAGACCUAAAAAGGAUAUUGCCAUUAUGAAUGAAACUGAAGAAGGAAUUGAUGCAUGGCUUACUCUUGUUUAUCUUAAAGGCGAACAAUUUUAUGGAAGUCGUAUAGCUACACUCGAUUUAGGUGGUGGUUCAACAUAA
Molecule: messenger RNA, 573 nt
Organism: Rotaria sp. Silwood2
Lineage: Eukaryota; Metazoa; Rotifera; Eurotatoria; Philodinida; Philodinidae
Source: the annotation of a GenBank genome assembly